CCCCUCAUGGCCGCCGCCCCGCCACCGGCGCCGCCGCGGAUCCUCCUCGCCGGCGACGCCCACGGCCGCCUGCACCAGCUUUUCAAGCGCGUCAAAUCGGUGAACCAGUCGACGGGGCCGUUCAACGCGCUGCUCUGCGUCGGGCAGUUCUUCUCGCCCGAGGUCGGCGAGGAGGACAGCCCGCCGGGGGACGUGGCGGACUACCUGGAGGGACGGGCCGCCGUGCCCAUCCCGACCUACUUCACCGGCGACUACGGCCCCACGGCGCCCCGCCUCCUCUCCAAGGCCGCCGCUGACCACAGAGGAUUCGCGCCUGGCGGCAUCCAGAUAUGCCCCAACCUGUUCUGGCUCAGGGGCAGCGCCCUCUUCAAUCUCCACGGAUUAUCUGUGGCUUACUUGUCAGGAAAGAGAGGGCUAGGAGGGCCUGGCUGCUACAGCCAGGAUGACGUUGAUGCCCUGCGGGCUCUUGCCGAAGAGCCAGGAAUCGUCGAUUUGUUCUUGACUAACGAGUGGCCAGCUGGAGUGGUGAAUGGAGCCGAUACUUCUAAAGUGCCUCCUCAGGUAUUGGAACCUCAGGGCUGUGAUCCUGUUGUUGCCGAACUGGUUACUGAGAUUAAGCCAAGAUACCACAUUGCAGGUACUAAAGGUGUAUUUUAUUCAAGGGAACCUUAUGUGAAUGAUUCCUCUCUCCAUGUUACACGUUUUAUUGGACUUGCUAAUGUGGGAAAUAAAGAGAAGCAGAAAUUUAUUCAUGCGAUUUCUCCUACUCCAGCAUCCACCAUGUCCAGUGCUGAUAUUCACGCGAGACCUCCAAAUGCUACUUUAUCACCAUAUGUCGCUCCCGCAAAAUCUGUUCCUGUUGAAGACACUCCAAAGCGUCCUGCUGAAAGCACUGAUUUGCAAUAUUGGCGUUAUGAUGUUAAGCGGCAAAGGCAAGGACAAAAUGAUGGGAGUCUAUUGUGUUUCAAAUUUACAUCCUCAGGGUCUUGUCCUCGAGGGAGUAACUGCAACUUUAAGCAUGAUGAAGAAGCCAGGGAGCACUGUCAGAGAAAUGUCUGUUUUGACUUCCUAAACAAGGGGAAAUGUGGGAAGGGCCCUGAAUGCAGGUUUGCUCACAGCCUUACUGAGGAGGCUGCUGUUAGGGAUGCAAAACCCCGUAGUGACCGAAGACCUGUUGAGAGCAGUUGCUGGUUCUGUUUGUCAAGUCCAGAUGUUGAGUCACAUCUUGUUAUUAGUAUUGGAGAUGGUUACUACUGUGCGCUUGCGAAGGGACCACUUGUUCCGGAGCAUGUUCUUGUGAUACCUGUUGAGCACUUCCCUACUACAAUUACAAUGCCUGCAGAACCAGAGGCAGAGCUCAGGAGAUAUAAGAAUGCUCUGGGUAAGUACUUUGAGAAACAAGGAAAAGCAGCAGUAUACUUUGAGUGGGUUUCACAGCAGUCUCGCCAUGCAAACCUUCAGGCUGUUCCUGUACCGUUGUCAAAGGCAGCUAGUGUUGAGAAGAUAUUUCAUUUAGCAGCUAAAAGACUUGGAUUUGAAUUGUCGGUGGUGAACCCAGACGGUGAUGCUAAUCAAGGUAGAGAACUGUUAAGGUCGCAGUAUGACAGCAAAUCAGGCUUGUUUUAUGUUGAGCUCCCAGAUGGUACACUACUCUUGCAUAUGCUUGGCAGCCGUGAGAAGUUCCCUGCCCAGUUUGGACGUGAGGUAUUGGCGGGAUUGCUAAGCAUGGCAGAUCGUGCGGACUGGAGGAACUGUAAGCUCUCCAAAGAAGAAGAAAUUAAGAUGGUGGAUGAUUUUAAACAAGGGUUCCGUGAGUUUGAUCCUGCUGAAUGACAGCAUGCUCAAGCCACCGAUUUCUGGAAGGUUGAUGCUUGCAAAGGUCGAGAUGGCUGUAUGCCUGGUGUUCAUGAAGUAUUGGCAUAACCACUGAGACAAGACCUUGCGUGUUCCCAACGAGUGAGCCAGGCUAUGAGGCAAUACUAAGUUGUAGCUGAUCCAGAAUUUACUCCAGAUUUGCAUUUGUAGCUUAACGUUAUGAGCACGUAGGUUGGCCAUUUAUAAGAAACGAGAUCUGGACCAGGAAUUUUCAUUGAUGAUGUAACUAGGCAAUUGGCUACUGAUUGAACGAACCUAUCAGGGCAUACUGUUUAAUACUACUUUUUCUUACGUCUAACAUAGCUCAGGUUAUAGCACCA
Messenger RNA from Lolium rigidum, 2195 nucleotides. RefSeq names its product zinc finger CCCH domain-containing protein 59-like. Gene Ontology annotation, molecular function: metal ion binding; RNA lariat debranching enzyme activator activity. The coding region runs from base 7 to 1833 and encodes 608 amino acids. The transcript is spliced from 10 exons. NCBI's taxonomy places the organism in Eukaryota, Viridiplantae, Streptophyta, Magnoliopsida, Poales, Poaceae. Gene Ontology annotation, cellular component: post-mRNA release spliceosomal complex. Gene Ontology annotation, biological process: mRNA splicing, via spliceosome. The record is from RefSeq and is a predicted model, not a curated record.